GUCGCCUUCGAAACGAAGGAUUGACAUCAACGACAGUAUUCAGAAUUUAACUCAUUCUCCUUUUCGUCGAGCUAGCUACAGUACGGCUAUUGAGCGCAUACAUUCGCAAACGCGCGAUCAUACAGGUAUUGCUCAAAUUCCUCAAAGUGAUGCAGAGCCUUCUUUGCAAACACAUCACGAUCAGAAGCGGACACCAACCCAUUCCUGCAGUCAACCACUUCUGAAUCGAACCAAGUUGACUGAUGAGCAAAAAUCGACAACAACUUCAAGAACGAAAAUUUCAUUCAUUCCGCAUCAGUUAUCAUAUGAUGCAACAAUACCUGAAAUGAGUAAACGGAAAAAUAUAAAAUCAGAUGGGAUAAUUCCAGCAGUGGGUCAAAAUAAAACCGAAGAUUCUGUGAACAACGAAGAAGUUUCGCGUCGAACUAGCUCUAACAAAGAUGUAAAAUCUUCUUCUGAAGCUGUGGCUGAUGGCUUUAUUGCUGCUAGAACUGAUCGCGUAGGUGAAUCUUCGAACAAGAUCGGGAAAGAACAAACUAGUAGCCAAGCGGAAAUAUCAAAUUCAGAAGAUUCUAUUGAGCCACCACCUGAAUUAUCAUCUACUUCAAGCGCUACAGCCAAAGUUGAUGAAUUUCUAAUUAGUCUUUGUGAGUCUGUGACACCGAUUGAACGCGGUCGAUGUGGUAUAGUCAAUAUUGGCAAUACUUGUUUCAUGAAUAGUGCACUUCAAUGUUUGAGUAAUAUAGCCGAUCUUACGCUGUACAUUUUGAAGAAUCGUGGCUUCGAAAAAGAUUUAAAUAUGACAAAUUUAUUGGGUACAGAAGGAAAAGUUGCUCGUGCCUAUGCCAAUCUUAUUCAAGAAAUGUGGUCAGGCACGAAAUCAUCGGUUAGCGCUUCUUCGGUGAAACAAUACGUGGGUGAUCUUUGUCCUCGCUUUGCGGGUUUUAAUCAGCAAGACUCACAUGAAUUUUUGAACGUACUACUCGAUGGUCUGCAUGAAGAUCUUAAGCGCGAAGAUAUGUCCGAUGCUGUGAAUGAUGAAACAUCUGUUAUCUCCGACAUUUUUCAUUGCAAAUUACGUUCAACAGUCCGAUGCUUCGAAUGUCCGAUAAUAUUCGAGUCCGAUGAAUCGAUGAGCUUCCUUUCGCUGCCGGUUUCUAAAAAUGCAUCACAAUCAAUUGAUCGUGAGUCAUGUCCGAGAAAAGGAUCAUCCAAGUCUUCUAUACCCUUAAAGAAAUGUUUUGAAGGACUUUUUAAAUCCGAAAUUUUGAGCAAGAAUGGUAAAUGGUUUUGUAAUAACUGCAAUCGUCUUACUGAAGCCACAAAGAAACUUGAUCUAUGGACAGUACCAAAAGUUUUAAUUCUUCAACUCAAACGAUUUACAUAUGAUCUCUCUAAUAAUACCAAAAUUGAAACAUUGGUCGACUAUCCGCUCGAUUCUCUAAACUUGAGCGAUUUUGUUACCAAUACCGAUUAUGAUCAAAAUAUCCGCUUCGAUCUUAUCGCCACUUCCUGUCAUAGUGGAAGUCUUGCUGGAGGACAUUAUACGGCCUACGCAAGAAAUUUUCUUAGUAACAAUUGGCUGCACUUUAACGAUCACUGUGUUCGUGAAGCAAUUAUAAGAGACCUGGUAACAGCAAAUGCUUAUCUUCUCAUUUAUCGACAGCGUGAAGGCUAA
Rotaria sp. Silwood2 is the source of this 1678-nucleotide messenger RNA. The record is from the annotation of a GenBank genome assembly. Lineage: Eukaryota; Metazoa; Rotifera; Eurotatoria; Philodinida; Philodinidae.